AGAAGACUGAGGUCCUGAGUGAUGAUCUUUUGCAGGUGGAGAAGCGGCUGGAGCUGGUGAAGCAAGUCUCUCACAGCACCCACAAAAAGCUGACGGCAUGUUUACAAGGGCAGCAAGGGACCGAGACAGACAAACGAUCGAAAAAGUUGCCCCUAAUUACACUGGCGCAGUGUCUCAUGGAAGGAUCAGCUGUACUGGGAGAUGAUUCUUUGCUUGGGAAGAUGCUGAAGCUGUGCGGAGAGGCUGAGGACAAUUUAGCCCAGGAGCUCAUCCACUUUGAGCAGGAGAUAGAGAGAGAUGUGGUGGACCCAUUGUUCGUCCUCGCCGAGGUGGAGAUUCCCAACAUCCAAAAACAGAGGAAGCACUUAGCCAAAUUAGUCUUGGAUAUGGAUUCUUCUAGAGCGAGGUGGCAUCAGUCUGCGAAGUCAUCCGGUGUCUCUAGCAAUCUGCAACCCUCCGGAGCGAAGGCUGACGCACUGAGGGAAGAGAUGGAAGAGGCCGCCAACCGCGUGGAGAUCUGUAGGGAUCAGCUGUCAGCAGAUAUGUACAACUUUGUGGCCAAAGAAAUCGACUAUGCAAACUAUUUUCAGACGCUUAUAGAAGUUCAGGCUGAGUACCACAGGAAGUCUCUCGCGUUACUGCAAGCCGUGCUGCCCCAGAUCAAAGCCCAGCAAGAGGCCUGGAUAGAAAAGCCAUCGUUCGGGAAGCCUUUGGAGGAGCAUCUGACGGUUAGCGGCCGGGAGAUUGGAUUCCCCAUCGAGGCGUGCGUCACCAUGCUGCUGGAGUGCGGCAUGCAGGAAGAGGGUUUGUUCCGUGUGGCUCCUUCUGCCUCCAAACUGAAGAAGUUAAAAGCUGCCUUAGACUGUUGUGUUGUUGAUGUGGCGGAAUACUCUGCAGAUCCGCACGCUAUUGCAGGGGCGUUAAAGUCUUACCUCCGAGAGCUUCCAGAGCCCCUCAUGACGUUUGAGCUGUAUGAGGAAUGGAUCCAAGCUUCCAACGUUCAGGAUCAGGACAAAAGGCUUCAGGCUCUCUGGAAUGCUUGUGAGAAGCUGCCAAAAGCCAACUACAACAACUUCAAGUACGUCAUCAAGUUUCUGUCCAAGCUGACGGAGUAUCAAGACGCAAACAAAAUGACUCCCAGCAAUAUGGCCAUUGUACUGGGGCCUAACCUUCUCUGGCCACAAGCGGAAGGUAAUAUCACGGAAAUGAUGACCACCGUCUCGCUACAGAUUGUAGGCAUCAUCGAGCCAAUAAUACAACAUGCUGACUGGUUCUUCCCAGGCGAAAUCGAGUUCAACGUGACUGGAAACUAUGGCAGCCCCAUACACACCAAUCACAAUGCCAACUACAGCUCCAUGCCCUCGCCAGACAUGGACCACUCGGACCGCAAGCUGCACGACCAGGCCAGGAGGCCGCUCAGCGUGGCAACCGAUAACAUGAUGCUGGAGUUCUAUAAAAAGGAUGGCCUUAGGAAAAUUCAAAGCAUGGGCGUACGGGUGAUGGACACUUCUUGGGUUGCCCGCCGCGGUUCUUCCUUAGUCCGCAAAGGCCCCUCCACCCCGCCCGCCGUGCAGCCCCCUGCUCCUCCGCUUGAAUUCGCAGUCACACCUCAGUCACCAAACCCCGACUUCUCCGUAGAAAGUCCCUCCCCUACUCCUCCCAGUAGCGGCUCCCAGCCGGGUCCUGAGAGGAUAAGCGGAGAUGAGAUUUCGCCCCAGUGGUUGGAUUCCUGUUACAUCUACCCUUCCCCUGAAGAAGACCGACCCCUCUCGUACCCAUCCUCACAGCACCCUACCCUCCAUCCUCACCCUCCAAAAGCUCCGCCAUCUGUCAGGCCUGACGCCACCUCUACCUUUCGGUGGGCUGGUUACAGCCAAACUUUGCCUCCUUCCCCUCCGAAGCUUGACAUAAACUCCAACCCUAAACCUUGCUUUUUGCACCUCACUAAGCAAAGCUCCCUUUCUGAAACUCACGCUUCCGAGCCUAACGUCUCACCCCUUUACAUCAAAACCCCACUCGUCCUAACCAAACCCGACCCAUCUGGUAACCCUAACCUACCCGCAAUGUCUGCCUCGCCCCCAUGGCUCAGCUGUUCCUGUGCUCGAGACAAAGGAACCAAGCUGACUAGUACGUUAAAAGGGAAAGAGCUUUCUCCAGUUUCUGGACCAAAGGGAAGUCCAAGCACGGGUCAUAUGGUGUCUGCAGGUGGAAUAGGGCUGAGCCAGCUUUCAACGGAACAAAGUCCCCAUUCCCUUAGGAAAGCAUCCAAGAAACUUGCACCGGUUCCGCCUAAGAUAACUUACACCCAGACAGGAGCAGUGUCGGACCAAUCAACGGGUCAGCCUUCUCCUGUCAGUCUUUCCCCAACCCCACCCAGCACACCAUCUCCUUAUGGACUCAGCUACCAAGGCUCUCUUUCUUUGACCCCAAACCUGGCUUCUCCCCCACCUGUGACCAGCACUUUAACAAAAGCCCGUCCUACUCCUAAACCACGGCAAAGGCCAUCUCUUCCUCCGCCCCAGCCACCAAGUCAGUCUGCUUCCAGUCCUCCGUCUUCGGAGAACAGUAUCUUAGAUGGCUUGUCUCCUGGAGAUAGUAUGUCUACAGAUAUCAUCCAUUUUGACAUUCCAUCUAUCCUCAUAGAGAUUGACACCGCCUUGCAACGCGACGCCAUGAAAGAAGAACAGCAGCGGCGUUCGGCGGAGGGCAGGACAGAGUCGGAGGAGGAGUCUGAGAGUACUGCCCUCUGACAGUGACUACACCUUGUGCCCAGUGUGACCAACAGCCAAACCUGUGCCAAUUCCUGCAAAUGAUCCCCCAACGGGCUUUGUG
Messenger RNA from Nanorana parkeri, 2832 nucleotides. RefSeq names its product Rho GTPase activating protein 44 (gene ARHGAP44). Bases 177 to 2750 code for a protein of 857 amino acids. Gene Ontology annotation, biological process: regulation of dendritic spine morphogenesis; modification of dendritic spine; neurotransmitter receptor transport, endosome to postsynaptic membrane. The record is from RefSeq and is a predicted model, not a curated record. Gene Ontology annotation, molecular function: GTPase activator activity; protein binding. NCBI's taxonomy places the organism in Eukaryota, Metazoa, Chordata, Amphibia, Anura, Dicroglossidae. Gene Ontology annotation, cellular component: cytoplasm; presynaptic active zone; intracellular anatomical structure. The transcript is spliced from 21 exons.